CAAUACACUAGCAUCUCUCAAUCAUAAUUAUUCCCCCUUUUUUUCUUUUUAAACUAUUUUAUAUUUCCCCAAACACAACCUUGUAUAUUUUAUCUCCCAUUUCCCAUGUUUUCUAUUGAAAAAGUGCACACUUCUACACUAGUUGUACAACUACUAUUUGUUUGGCCUCCUUUAUCAAAUCAACUAUUCAAUCAUAUAUCUCCCUCUCUCAUCCACACACACACACACACAAAUCCACUUGUCCUCUCACUCUGUACAAAAACAAUGGCACCCAAAAGUCUACUACUCCCCAAUAUAUUGAAGCCAUUUAUCAUUGUUUUUGUUGUGGCAUUCAAUGCAGGCUGCAAAAUUAAUGCUGCAGCAGAAAGUCCCAAGGCCAAGAAGGAAUAUGAGAAUGAUAGAGUAAUAAAAUUGCCUGGCCAACCAAAUGUUAAUGUGUCACAAUUCUCAGGGUACAUCACAGUUAAUGAAGGCCAUGAGAGGGCCCUUUUCUAUUGGUUCUUUGAGGCUCAAUCUCAACCAACCAACAAGCCUCUUCUCCUUUGGCUCAAUGGAGGGCCUGGUUGCUCAUCAAUUGGAUAUGGGGCAGCAGUGGAGUUAGGCCCUCUUAGAGUUGAAGCCAAUUUGCUGUUUUUGGAGUCUCCAAUUGGAGUUGGGUUCUCAUAUACCAAUACCUCUGACGAUUUCUAUGAUUUAAAUGAUUCAUUUAUAGCUGAGGAUGCCUACAACUUUUUGGUUAAAUGGCUGGAGAGAUUCCCACAAUUCAAGAGUCAUGACUUUUACAUCUCAGGGGAGAGUUAUGCAGGUCAUUACGUGCCUCAGCUGGCCGAACUUGUGUACGACAGGAACAAGAUGACGACCGUAUAUCCAUAUAUUAACCUCAAAGGAUUUAUAGUAGGGAACCCUGAGACGAACGAUUAUUUCGAUUCUAAAGGAAUAGUUGAGUAUGCAUGGAGCCAUUCGGUUAUAUCAGACGAGGAGUUUGAUAAUAUUAAACGAGCAUGCGAUUUCAGGUUCGAAAACUGGUCUCGAGAAUGUAAUAAAGCCGUAAAUGCAGUCUGGAAGCAGUACACGGAGAUUGACAUCUAUAACAUUUAUGCUCCUUCAUGCCUUACUAACAACAAUACAUCAUCAUCUUACACACAAAAUAACAUGUUGAGAAGGUUCAAUCAAUUAAUCCCUGGAGGUUAUGAUCCAUGCUAUUCAAAAUACACGGAAGCGUAUUUCAACAGGAUUGAAGUUCAACGUGCAUUGCAUGUAAAAUCGAGAGGGCUUAGUGAUACUGUAGAAUGGAAAGUAUGCAAUGAUACUCUGUUUAGACGAUACAACUACACUGUCUUUUCCAUCUUGCCCGUAUAUGAAAAACUCGUCAAAACAGGCCUAAAAAUUUGGAUUUACAGUGGGGAUGCAGAUGGUAGAGUUCCCGUUAUAGGCUCGAGAUAUUGCGUUGAAGCUCUUAAAUUACCUCUCAAGACUCCAUGGACCACUUGGUUUUAUGAUCACCAGGUAGCAGGAAGAAUGGUAGAGUAUGAAGGGGUGACGUUAGUGACGGUGAGAGGCGCGGGUCAUUUGGUGCCUCUGAAUAAGCCUAAAGAGUCUCUUGCUUUAAUCCGUUCUUAUUUGUCCGGACAAAAUCUUCCAACCCAAAACUAUUAAUAAUCAACCUCACAAAUUUAUAUUAGCUUGCUCUCUCUCUAUAUAAGGAAAAAAAAUAAAAAUAAAAAUA
Striga asiatica is the source of this 1726-nucleotide messenger RNA. NCBI's taxonomy places the organism in Eukaryota, Viridiplantae, Streptophyta, Magnoliopsida, Lamiales, Orobanchaceae. The record is from the annotation of a GenBank genome assembly.